This is a messenger RNA of Parnassius mnemosyne (clouded apollo), 1386 nucleotides long. The record is from the annotation of a GenBank genome assembly. NCBI's taxonomy places the organism in Eukaryota, Metazoa, Arthropoda, Insecta, Lepidoptera, Papilionidae.
AUGCCUUCGCUCUUAGAAGCCUUAGAGCGCAAAUACGGCGCGAAAGGUGAAGUCAACCCUUCAAUAGACGAUAUGCCUGUUGCCAUAUUCGUGCCCAAGCGUUCUCCACGACUCAGCGUCCCCACACUGUUGGUGUUGAACGACUGUGACAUUGACUGCGCUGGCGACGCCAUAGCUCUAGCUGACAAAUGCGCCGACGUGGUCGAGUUGGAUCUGGCGAAUAAUAAACUUACAGAAUGGCGGGAGGUCUUCGCAAUAUUGGAGCAGACGCCACGGGUCCGUUUUCUAAAUCUAAGUUUUAACCGUCUUUCUGCACAAAUUCAAGCAGCACAGGCGCUGCAACCAAAGUGGGACAGCCUUAGUCACCUCGUUCUAAACUCUACAUAUGUUAGUUGGCCCAGUGUCCACGGUCUACUUAAGGCUCUACCAGCUCUUGAGGAAUUGCAUUUGAGUCUUAACGAGUACUCCUAUGUGGACUUAAGCGGCAAAGAAAUAGAUGAAAAGGAUCGAUGCGAAGCGUGCUCCCGUCUCAAUGUAGACACCACUGAGCCAGUUCAUGAACAACUGAAGAAACUUCAUUUCUCCGGAAAUCCCGUUAGAAGCUGGUUAGAGAUAUGCAAGUUGGGAUAUGCCUUCCCGAAUUUAGAAACUCUUUUGGUCAACGAGUGUCCCAUAACAACAUUGGAACCGGAUCCGUGUGAGAAAUGCGGCGACAACAACGGGAACAAGAAAAGCCAUGACGCCUUCCCUCGUCUCCGAUUCCUCAAUCUAAACAAUACCGGUCUUGCCACGUGGGACGAAGUUGAUCGACUGGCUUUGUUUCCGGCACUAAGAAGUUUAAGAAUACAAGGCUGGCCGUUAUGGGAGCGAUUCGAGUCGACAGAGCACGAGCGACGACUGCUGCUCGUGGCACGGCUGCCACGCGUACGGACUCUAAACGGCGGUGGCGCGGUGCCACCAGAAGAGCGUGACGCCGCCGAGCGUGCCUUUAUACGCUACUACAUGGAAAAGCCAGAAGCCGAUCGCCCGGACAGGUACUGGGAGCUGGUAGGAGUUCAUGGCAAACUGGAUCCUCUUGUGUCUGUUGACCUGAGGCCGGAGAAGCGCGUCCAGAUCACAUUCACCUGUGGUGAAACGAGCGAGGUGCGCACUGUCGACGUUUACAGAACUGUAUCAGACUUGAAAACACGUUUGGAACGGCUCGCUGGAUUCCCAGCCUCAAAGAUGAGGUUAUUCUACGUCGAUCAAGAGCUAAGAGAUACGCAGGGCCCUGAGGAGAUGAAAUACCCAACAAAGCAGCUGUACUCCUACAAUAUAAGAUCUGGCGACGAGAUAAUUAUAGACUCAAAGCUGAAACAUUCUAUCUCUGUCAGUUCGACCGCAUGA